This is a messenger RNA of Acaulospora morrowiae, 336 nucleotides long. Lineage: Eukaryota; Fungi; Glomeromycota; Glomeromycetes; Diversisporales; Acaulosporaceae. The record is from the annotation of a GenBank genome assembly.
AUGUCGAAAAAUUCAUUAACUUCGGAUCCCAAGCGUCCUAAUAACAUUGUUCCAUAUCAUCUUCCAAGGAAAGAUGUGGACGAAGUUGACUUAGAUUUCUUCGGAGUUGUGUCGCUCUUGUUUAGUACAGUUGGCCUCAUAAUAAAGAUAAAAUGGGCUUGUUGGGUAGCAUUAGCUUUUUCCAUUAUUUCUAUAACAAAUGAAAAAGUAACAGACUUGGAUGCAAAUAGUAACAAAACAUCAUCCUUUACCAGCAUCUUGUUUGCCGUAUCCGGACUACUCAUAAAUUACAUGUAUCUGAUUAUUGGAAUUCCAGAUCCCGCAAAGAAAGAUUAA